UUCUCAUAACCCGUCCCUGGAAUCUGAGGAAGAAUCCAGGCCAACUCCAGUUAAUUUCAUCUAUGUUUUCUUUUAUUUCUAUCUGAAAGGAGUUUUGAAUGAAACAGGCGUUUUCAGAAUGAGCCCCUUCACUGGACUUUGUGCUUAUCAUGCAGCUGGCUCAGUUUCUCCAGCCCUUACUCUGUCCCUCACCCUUCCUGGGUCACUGACAAUCCGGCUUCCCUCUGCAAAGCAUCCUGGGAAAACUUGAGUUGCUGUGUCCCCAGAGUUGACAGGUCUCCUCUGAUUGCAGAUUCGGCAUAUUGUCAGAUGGAACCUGAAUUUUUUCCCCAUAGGCUGGCAAGGGACAUCUUUGACUUGUUCUGGAGACAAGAGUAGUUAUUUGGAGAAUGUACCAAUAGAAAUGAAGAGCUCAGCUGGAUGAUUACCAUCCUUGGAGAAACACAGGAGGAGGAGGAUGAGAUCCUUCCAAGGAAAGACUAUGAGAGUUUGGAUUAUGAUCGCUGUAUCAAUGACCCCUACCUGGAAGUUUUGGAGACCAUGGAUAAUAAGAAAGGUCGCAGGUAUGAGGCGGUGAAGUGGAUGGUGGUGUUUGCCAUUGGAGUCUGCACCGGGCUGGUGGGUCUCUUUGUGGACUUCUUCGUGCGCCUCUUCACCCAGCUCAAGUUUGGAGUGGUACAGGCGUCGGUGGAGGAAUGCAGCCAGAAAGGCUGCCUCGCCCUGUCCCUCCUUGAACUUUUGGGUUUCAACUUGACCUUUGCCUUCUUGGCGAGCCUUCUGGUCCUCAUCGAGCCAGUGGCAGCAGGUUCUGGGAUACCCGAGAUCAAGUGCUAUCUGAACGGCGUGAAGGUGCCCGGAAUCGUCCGUCUCCGGACCCUGCUCUGCAAAGUCUUUGGGGUGCUAUUCAGUGUGGCUGGAGGGCUCUUUGUGGGGAAGGAAGGCCCCAUGAUCCACAGUGGAGCAGUGGUGGGAGCUGGCCUCCCUCAGUUUCAGAGCAUCUCUUUACGGAAGAUCCAGUUUAACUUCCCCUAUUUCCGAAGUGACAGAGACAAGCGGGACUUCGUAUCAGCAGGGGCGGCUGCUGGAGUCGCUGCAGCUUUCGGGGCUCCCAUUGGGGGUACCUUGUUCAGUCUGGAGGAGGGCUCAUCCUUCUGGAACCAAGGGCUCACAUGGAAAGUGCUCUUUUGUUCCAUGUCUGCCACCUUCACCCUCAACUUCUUUCGUUCUGGGAUUCAGUUUGGAAGUUGGGGUUCCUUCCAGCUCCCUGGAUUGCUGAACUUCGGCGAGUUUAAGUGCUCUGACUCUGAUAAAAAAUGUCAUCUCUGGACAGCUAUGGAUUUGGGUUUCUUCGUCGUGAUGGGGGUCAUUGGGGGCCUCCUGGGAGCCACAUUCAACUGUCUGAACAAGAGGCUUGCAAAGUACCGUAUGCGAAACGUGCACCCGAAACCUAAGCUCGUCAGAGUCUUAGAGAGCCUCCUGGUGUCUCUGGUAACCACCGUGGUGGUGUUUGUGGCCUCGAUGGUAUUAGGAGAAUGCCGACAGAUACCUUCUUCGAGUCAAAUCGGUAAUGACUCAUUCCAGCUCCAGGUCACAUCAGAAGACGUGAAUUCAAGUAUCAAGACCUUUUUUUGUCCCAAUGAGACCUACAAUGACAUGGCCACACUCUUCUUCAAUCCCCAGGAGUCUGCCAUCCUUCAGCUUUUCCACCAGGAUGGUACUUUCAGCCCCAUCACUUUGGCCUUGUUCUUCGUGCUCUAUUUCUCGCUGGCGUGUUGGACUUACGGCAUUUCUGUUCCAAGUGGCCUUUUUGUGCCUUCCCUGCUGUGUGGAGCUGCUUUUGGACGUUUGGUCGCCAAUGUCCUCAAAAGCUACAUUGGAUUGGGCCACGUCUAUUCAGGGACCUUUGCCCUGAUUGGUGCCGCGGCUUUCUUGGGUGGGGUCGUCCGUAUGACCAUCAGUCUCACUGUCAUCCUGAUUGAGUCGACCAACGAGAUUACUUACGGGCUUCCCAUUAUGAUCACCCUGAUGGUGGCCAAAUGGACAGGGGACUUCUUCAGUAAGGGCAUUUAUGAUAUCCACGUGGGGCUGCGAGGAGUGCCGCUUCUGGAGUGGGAGACAGAGGUGGAAAUGGACAAACUGAGAGCCAGCGACAUCAUGGAGCCCAACCUGACCUAUGUCUACCCGCACACCCGCAUCCAGUCCCUGGUCAGCAUCCUGCGCACCACGGUCCACCACGCCUUCCCGGUGGUCACAGAGAACCGCGGCAACGAGAAGGAGUUCAUGAAGGGCAACCAGCUCAUCAGUAACAACAUCAAAUUCAAGAAGUCCAGCAUCCUCACCCGAGCCGGCGAGCAGCGCAGACGGAGCCAGUCCAUGAAGUCCUACCCGUCGAGUGAGCUGCGGAACAUGUGCGAUGAGCACGUCACCUCCGAGGAGCCGGCCGAGAAGGAGGACCUCCUGCAGCAGAUGCUCGAGCGCAGAUACACUCCCUACCCCAACCUAUACCCUGACCAGUCCCCAAGUGAAGACUGGACCAUGGAGGAACGCUUCCGCCCUCUGACCUUCCACGGCCUGAUCCUUCGGUCACAACUGGUCACUCUGCUCGUGCGAGGGGUUUGUUAUUCUGAAAGCCAAUCGAGCGCCAGCCAGCCGCGCCUUUCCUACGCCGAGAUGGCCGAGGAUUACCCGCGGUACCCUGACAUCCACGACCUGGACCUGACACUGCUGAACCCGCGGAUGAUCGUGGAUGUCACCCCGUACAUGAACCCUUCGCCCUUCACUGUUUCACCAAACACCCACGUCUCCCAAGUGUUCAACCUGUUCAGGACGAUGGGCCUGCGGCACUUGCCCGUGGUGAAUGCGGUGGGAGAGAUCGUGGGGAUCAUCACACGACACAACCUGACCGACGAGUUUCUGCAGGCCCGGCUGCGGCAGCACUACCAGACCAUGUGAUGGCUCGGCCUCGCUGCCCCUCCAUGGGCCGGCCCUCUCUCCCAGAGCUGCCUGGGGAGGCAGCUCGCUCAUGGUCCGCCGUCACAGCUGCCUGGGGCUGUCCAGGGGCGUGGAAGAUUCCCGGUUACCCACUCGCUCGGAAAGCCUACAAUCAUCACACACUUUGCUGGUCAGAGAUCCCAAGGAUGGUUCUGAACCAUCAGAACUUGGACUGGUCUGACUUUCCCAGCAAGUAUCUUCCUGGUUCCUGUUCCCUGCAUUCCUGCCAUCAGUUUGGGCACAGACCUCAGUCCCUUCCACCCUGCUAGCGCCAGGACCAGAGGGGGAAGGCAGGCCUCGCCCACUGGGGGGACACCCAGAGCAGGUUUCCUGCCCCCUCUUUGCUGCUUUCCUAGGGAGCCCAGCUGUUGCCUUAAACCAUUAUGGGAGGGACUUUGGCAAGGCAAACACUGUGGGGAGACCAGUUGCAAAAAUAAGUGAAUCACUAAAUUUAGGAAUUGGGCACUGAGGAAAUGGUCCAUGUUUCAGGGAGGCCUUCCAUCGUUGGGUCUUAACUCGUCAUCUUCAACAGUUCAUUUUCGAGAAUGUUCUGCUUCCUGGGUGUGAGCUAGCGCUCUGCUCUUGCCCCUGGGGUUUGAAUCUCCUUAGAAUCACCACCCUCCAGAAGCACAAAGCAUUAAAAUUCCACUAAUAAUCUGUGAACGAUAAGUCUGACAGUAGGGUCAGAUUUGCAUCUGCUUUCACUUUUAACAUUCAGCUUUCUCUCCGUUUCCCAAAUUAUUCAUGGUCUCCUAGUGACACAUUUGUACCGUGAUCCAUCCCUGGUCCUUUUCAUCUCUAUGAAUGACUAAACUUUCCUUAAGUUCUUACCUCGUCUUCCUGGUGAAGCUGCCACAGCCCAGAGGGUCUCAGUGUCCAUCCCCGCCCCCUGCCCAAGUUAACUGCAAACAGGGCACCGCCAGAUAACACUGCUUCGCUUAGCUCUGGGGAACGGUGCAGCUAUUGAUAAGGUAGAAAGGAGUGAGUCCUGAGCGGUGACCACUCACAGGUACGUAAUGUGGCCUGAGAAGCAGUGUCACAGUAAAGCAGAGGGUUAUUCAAGGAAGAGGCGUCUGGCCUUCACAAAGGUCUCUCAGUCACCUGCUGCCAGCCGUCCCCAGCCUGCUGAGGGCUCAGAAAUGGAAACUUCAGCAGGGUCUGCUCUGCUGCCAGGGGCUGGGGUGGGGAGGGGCGCCUGCCAGCACCUGCCCUGAGGUUUCAGCAUUAAACCUAGGAGGCCUCCCUCUGUCUUUCAGUGACUUAGUUUCUCCCAGGCUGGUUGGUCCUCUCUGAACAGCACCCAGCGAACAUUCGGGCGUCAGGCACGGGCCCUGACUUUCCCUUUACUUCUGUGCUCUCUGCUUUAUCAGCACCUUAGGCCCGUCGGCCAGCCCUGGGGCAGAUGUGCUUUGGGACUCAAGAUGGCCUUCAUUUGCGUUUAGUGGGUUUUUUAAUCAUGGAAGUCGCCUGAGGGUGUCUCUGCCUGGCCCUGGCAGCCCUCUUCUUCCCCCCUCAGCCCCCACUGACUUCGCUUGCCAAGACUGCCUUUCAGCCUGGGGGGGCGGUCAGUCCCGGCUUCGCCAGCUUCCGUCUUGUGCUCAGCACUCUGUUCCUCUUAAGUGAGGGCUGCGUCAGCAUCUUUCCCAACUGACUGUGGCCCCUCCAUUCUUCCCAUUGUCUUCUCUUUUUGACCAAAAGUACUUUGACUUCUAAAUGUUUCAGCUUCCCUGGAUGCGCUUGACUUGUGAAAUGUGGAUGAAACUCCCAAUAAAUAGUUCAGGAAAUCACGAGGACCAACAAGGCAAGCCUUCCUGAAUGUGAUUGCCUUCAGCCAGCUGCCGCUUUAUUUUAAGGCAGCAUUCAGAGCUUGGCUACACAAAUUCUUCCUUUUUCUAAGAAGGAAACCAAUUGCCCAAGUCAGGACAAUGGAGUGACUGCCGGUCACAGAAGUUGAAUCCCCUCUCCCCACCCUCACUGAAAUUGGCAGAACUCAAGUUCUGCAGGAGGACCUCUGGCCUCCAGGGCCCUCGAGGCCUCCCGGGUGAAUGUCAUUGGAAUUCACCCCUCGUGCUUGUUGAGUUUAAGUCAACAGAUAUUUUGUUCCCAUCGGUGUAGCUCAGAGACAGAUGGUAGAAUGCAAAUGCUUCCCUCCACCUGACCUGACUGGAUGGCCACCAAGGAUGACCCAAACCCAGGCCCCCUGGAAAGGCGCGUUGUUUCCUGUCCUCUGUUGGCAUCUGCCGUUUCUGGAGAAGCCCGAGGACAGCCACUGCUCCCGUUGUAACAGAAUAACCGUAAGCCUCGCUCCUCUGAUUUCUGAUAGGUAGAAACCCAAAUGUUCACCAUCUUGCCUAUUACCGGCCCCAUCACCUCCCAGUGAUACGGCACCUCAAUAAACAAAAACCCACGGAGGGGGUCGGGGUGGGCUAGAGGCGGCUCUCUGUGUUUCGUCUCCAGCUGGGUGGUUUGUGUUCCCCAGCAAGGGUGACCAGAGGUGGGGCGAGAGUCCCUCCAGACUGCAGGGCCUUUGCGCCCCGGGGGGUGGUGUGCUCCUGACCUUGUUUAGCUAACGGUUUUGCUGGAAUGGACUCUUGCUUGCUUGAACCCAGCUGACCAUACAACAUUUCUGAUGCAAAAUUGCGCACUGACGCGGCCCUCGGAGACGAGAGCCCCGGGGAGGUGGGAAGCGCUCUCAUGGGCCUGCAGUAUUGAUGUGCAGUGUUGCCCCACAGCUCCGUGGACCUCAGUCGUUUCAACAGUAGCAGCUUCCUUUUUUCCCUUUGCACUGUUUGUUUAUACAGUAAUGUUAGCUAAUUCCACUGUGUAUAUAAAUUGUAUUUUUUUUAAUUUGUAAAAUUCUAUUUUUAUUUGAACUUUUGGAACUUGGAAGUUCUCAUUGUAACCAUAACAUGUCAGAAUAAAAUGUCCUCAUCUGUCUUCUUGAGUC
Molecule: messenger RNA, 5938 nt
Organism: Diceros bicornis minor
Lineage: Eukaryota; Metazoa; Chordata; Mammalia; Perissodactyla; Rhinocerotidae
Gene: CLCN6
Product: chloride voltage-gated channel 6
Exons: 23
Coding region: 421-2952 (843 amino acids)
Biological process (GO): transmembrane transport; chloride transport
Cellular component (GO): intracellular membrane-bounded organelle; lysosomal membrane
Molecular function (GO): voltage-gated chloride channel activity
Source: RefSeq, a predicted model, not a curated record